UUUGGCAAACUAAUUAUGGAUGGACUUGUGGUGUACACAAUUAGUGCAGUAAUAGGGGCACUUUUUUUCACCCUCAUAGAUCUUUACAAGUGUUACGGCGAUGUGGAUAAAUUUACGUAUUCUACAAUGAUUUUCUUUACAGGAGGAUUUGGCUUGUAUAAAGUUGUAUCUUUUGCAUUGAAACGUAAAUCGUUUCUAGAUUUAAUUCUUUACGCCAAAAGACACUUUUGGGAUAUUGAGUAUGAAGGCUAUGGCGCUGAUGUAAUGAGGAAGUGUAUGUUGCGAUUGACCGGAAUUGUGACAUUUGCCAUUUUCAUGUGUCAUUUGACGGUUGUGCUUCACUAUAUAAUCCCAUUACUAGAGAAUCGAGGGAAAAAUGAGAGUGACAGAAUCUUCCCCUUCCGAUUGUAUUCCGAUUUACCGAUUACUCUGUCGCCCUGGUAUGAGAUCCUCUACCUUGGACAGGUAAUCGCGACGUGGCCAUGCUGUUAUUGUUACUUUUGCUUCGACAAUUUCUUGUGUCAAAUGAACAUCACUGCCGUUGGACAAUUUGUGAUCCUGCAGAAAGAAAUGCGAGAGAUUUGUGACAAUCUUGAUGGUUCUCGUUUAUUGAAUGAGAAAAACAUUCAAUCACGAUUCAUUAGGUGUGUUCGGAGACAUCAACAGUUAAUAGAUUUCGUAGAGGACAUCCGAGAACUUUAUCGGAGUGUGAUGCUUGGAGUAGUUAUUCUUCUCAGCUUUUUGAUUUGCCUGGAGAUGUUUCAGCUCAUGACCUCCACUAGCAGCACGAAACUCUCUACAUUCCAUUAUUGCGUGUAUGUUGGGGGAAGUAUAACGCAAUUAUACUUUUAUACAAUGACAUGUGAUAAUCUGACUGAGGCAAGUCUUGCUAUAUCCAAUGCGGCAUAUGACGUACGGUGGUUUUCAAUAAAAUCGGAGGCUUUGAAAAAUCGAUUGGUAAAGGAUCUAUCGAUGGUUAUCAUGCGGUCGCAAAGAGCCUGCACUUUGACGGUCGGUGGAUUUGCACCGGUCACUUUGCAGACAUUCACAUCGAUUUGCCAUACUGCCUUCUCAUUUUUAGCUCUUAUCAGGCAGACGAUUCAAAAAAAUGAUUCGUAA
Diachasma alloeum is the source of this 1119-nucleotide messenger RNA. RefSeq names its product odorant receptor 22c-like (gene Or84). Lineage: Eukaryota; Metazoa; Arthropoda; Insecta; Hymenoptera; Braconidae. Gene Ontology annotation, molecular function: odorant binding; olfactory receptor activity. Gene Ontology annotation, cellular component: plasma membrane. Gene Ontology annotation, biological process: sensory perception of smell; detection of chemical stimulus involved in sensory perception of smell. The transcript has 6 exons. The record is from RefSeq and is a predicted model, not a curated record. The coding region runs from base 16 to 1119 and encodes 367 amino acids.